GGCGGCGGCGGGCUUGGAGCUGCCGGGCGGGAGCGGCGUAGACGCGGGGUCACUAGCAGCGCGAACCUGGACAUGGAGCCGCCCGGCGGGGGCCCGGGGCCCGGUCGCGGGACCCGGGACAAGAAGAAGGGCCGGAGCCCGGACGAGCUGCCUUCGGCGGGCGGCGACGGCGGCAAAUCCAAGAAAUUUACUCUGAAGCGGCUCAUGGCAGAUGAGCUGGAGAGAUUUACCAGCAUGAGAAUUAAGAAGGAGAAAGAGAAGCCUAAUUCUGCUCAUAGAAAUUCUUCUGCAUCAUAUGGGGAUGAUCCCACUGCACAGUCAUUGCAGGAUGUUUCAGAUGAGCAAGUUCUAGUACUCUUUGAACAGAUGCUGUUGGAUAUGAACCUGAAUGAGGAAAAACAGCAACCUUUGAGGGAGAAGGACAUUAUCAUCAAGAGAGAGAUGGUGUCCCAGUACUUGCACACCUCCAAGGCUGGCAUGAGUCAAAAGGAGAGCUCUAGGUCAGCUAUGAUGUACAUUCAGGAGCUGAGGUCGGGCUUGCGGGAUAUGCCUCUGCUCAGCUGCCUGGAGUCCCUUCGUGUCUCCCUCAACAACAACCCUGUCAGUUGGGUGCAAACAUUUGGUGCUGAGGGCCUGGCUUCCUUAUUGGACAUCCUUAAACGACUUCAUGAUGAGAAAGAGGAGACUGCUGGAAGCUACGAUAGCCGUAACAAGCAUGAGAUCAUCCGCUGCUUGAAAGCUUUUAUGAACAACAAGUUUGGAAUCAAGACCAUGUUGGAGACAGAAGAAGGAAUUCUGCUGCUGGUCAGAGCCAUGGAUCCUGCUGUUCCCAACAUGAUGAUUGACGCAGCUAAGCUGCUUUCUGCUCUUUGUAUCCUAGCACAGCCGGAAGACAUGAAUGAAAGAGUUUUGGAGGCGAUGACAGAAAGAGCUGAAAUGGAUGAGGUGGAACGUUUUCAGCCACUGCUGGAUGGAUUAAAAAGUGGGACCUCCAUUGCUCUCAAGGUGGGAUGCCUACAGCUGAUCAAUGCUCUCAUCACACCAGCUGAAGAACUUGACUUCCGAGUUCACAUCCGAAGCGAACUGAUGCGCUUGGGGCUGCAUCAAGUGUUGCAGGACCUUCGAGAGAUUGAAAAUGAUGAUAUGAAAGUGCAACUAACUGUGUUUGAUGAACAAGGAGAAGAGGAUUCCUAUGACCUGAAGGGACGUCUGGAUGACAUUCGAAUGGAGAUGGAUGACUUCAGUGAAGUCUUCCAGAUUCUCUUAAACACAGUGAAGGAUUCAAAGGCAGAGCAACACUUCCUGUCCAUCCUGCAGCACCUACUCUUAGUCCGAAAUGACUACGAGGCCAGACCGCAGUACUAUAAGUUGAUUGAAGAAUGUAUUUCUCAGAUAGUUCUGCACAAGAAUGGGGCUGAUCCUGACUUCAAGUGCCGGCACCUCCAGGUUGAUAUUGAGGGAUUGAUUGAUCAAAUGAUUGAUAAAACAAAGGUGGAGAAAUCUGAAGCCAAAGCUACAGAGCUGGAAAAAAAGCUGGACUCAGAGUUAACAGCUCGACAUGAGCUACAGGUGGAAAUGAAAAAGAUGGAAAGUGACUUUGAGCAGAAGCUCCAGGAUCUUCAGGGAGAAAAGGAUGCAUUGGGUUCUGAAAAGGAAAAAAUUGCCACAGAGAAACAGAACCUGGAAGCAGAAGUGUCUCAGCUCACAGGAGAGGUUGCCAAGCUGUCCAAGGAACUGGAAGAUGCCAAGAAAGAAGUGGCUUCACUCUCCACUGCAGUUACUGCUGCAGCCCCUCCUAGCAGUGCUACUUUUCCCCCUGCCCCUCCUUUACCUGGUGACUCUGGGCCUGUCAGUCCCCCCUCACCCCCUUUACCAGGAGAGGUUAGCACAGCCUCUGCACCCCCUCUUCCUGGGGGUCGGGCCAUUCCUCCUCCACCACCUCCUCCUCCUCCUCUGCCUGGGGGUGCCUACAUCCCCCCACCCCCUCCUCUGCCUGGGGGUACCUGCAUCCCCCCACCUCCCCCUUUGCCUGGGGGUGCCUACGUCCCCCCACCCCCUCCUCUGCCUGGGGGUGCCAGCAUCCCCCCACCCCCUCCUCUGCCUGGGGGUGUUGGCAUCCCCCCACCUCCCCCUUUGCCUGGGGGUGUUGGCAUCCCCCCACCUCCGCCUUUGCCUGGGGGUGUUGGCAUCCCCCCACCUCCGCCUUUGCCUGGGGGUGUUGGCAUCCCCCCACCUCCUCCUCCCUUGCCUGGAGGACCAGGAAUGCUACCUCCCCCUCCCCCUCUUCCUGGUGGAAUCCCUCCACCCCCUCCAUUUCCUGGAGGCCCUGGUAUUCCUCCACCUCUCCCUUUUGGAGUUCCUGCAGCCCCAGUUCUGCCAUUUGGAUUAACCCCAAAGAAACUUUACAAGCCAGAGGUACAGCUCCGGAGGCCAAACUGGUCCAAGUUUGUCGCUGAGGACCUUUCCCAAGACUGCUUCUGGACAAAGGUGAAGGAGGACCGAUUUGAGAACAAUGAACUUUUCGCCAAACUUACCCUUACCUUUUCUGCCCAGACCAAGACUUCAAAAGCCAAGAAGGAUCAGGAAGGUGGAGAAGAAAAGAAAUCUGUGCAAAAGAAAAAAGUGAAAGAGUUAAAGGUGUUGGAUUCAAAGACAGCCCAGAAUCUCUCAAUCUUUUUGGGUUCCUUCCGCAUGCCCUAUCAAGAGAUUAAGAAUGUCAUCCUGGAGGUGAAUGAGGCUGUUCUGACUGAGUCUAUGAUCCAGAAUCUCAUUAAGCAGAUGCCAGAGCCAGAGCAGUUAAAAAUGCUUUCCGAACUGAAGGACGAAUAUGAUGAUCUGGCUGAGUCAGAGCAGUUCGGCGUGGUGAUGGGCGCUGUGCCCCGCCUGCGGCCUCGCCUCAAUGCCAUCCUCUUCAAGCUGCAGUUCAGUGAGCAAGUGGAGAAUAUCAAGCCAGAGAUUGUUUCUGUCACUGCCGCAUGUGAGGAGUUGCGAAAGAGCGAGAACUUCUCUAGCCUCCUGGAGAUUACCUUGCUUGUUGGAAACUAUAUGAAUGCUGGUUCCAGGAAUGCUGGUGCUUUCGGCUUCAAUAUCAGCUUCCUCUGUAAGCUUCGAGACACCAAGUCCACAGAUCAGAAGAUGACGUUGUUGCACUUCUUGGCUGAGUUGUGUGAGAAUAACCAUCCCGAGGUCCUCAAGUUUCCAGAUGAGCUUGCCCACGUGGAGAAAGCCAGCCGAGUUUCUGCUGAAAACUUGCAAAAGAACCUAGAUCAGAUGAAGAAACAGAUUUCUGAUGUGGAACGUGAUAUUCAGAAUUUUCCAGCUGCCACAGAUGAGAAAGACAAGUUUGUUGAAAAAAUGACCAGCUUUGUGAAGGAUGCACAGGAACAGUAUAACAAGCUGCGGAUGAUGCACUCUAACAUGGAGACGCUCUAUAAGGAGCUGGGCGAGUACUUCCUCUUUGACCCCAAGAAGGUGUCUGUGGAAGAAUUCUUCAUGGAUCUGCACAACUUUAAGAAUAUGUUUGUGCAAGCAGUCAAGGAGAACCAGAAGCGGCGGGAGACAGAGGAGAAGAUGCGGCGAGCAAAACUGGCCAAGGAGAAGGCAGAGAAGGAGCGGCUGGAGAAGCAGCAGAAGAGAGAGCAGCUCAUAGACAUGAAUGCUGAGGGCGAUGAGACAGGUGUGAUGGACAGUCUUCUGGAAGCCCUGCAGUCAGGCGCAGCAUUCCGGCGGAAGAGAGGACCCCGUCAGGGCAACAGGAAGGUCGGGUGUGCAGCCAUGUCUCAGCUAGAAUCAGUGCUGACCAGGGACGAUGCCAUGACCUGUGUUCCUGCCAAGAUGUCCAAGAGCGAGGAAGUCCCCACCAUCCUUGAGGAGGCCAAGGAGUUGCUCGGCCGGGCAAGCUAAGCCAGGUCCUGGGGCCAUGGCAGCUCCUCAGUGGAGCUCCAGACUGUCCCUGCCCUGCAGCGUGUGGGUGAAGGGUCACAGAGAUAUUCCUCUGCGGUGGCCACUCCCAUCACCUUGACCCCAUCUUUGUCUCCAGCCUGCUGCUCUCUGUACAUCACACACAGCUUCAGCUGCCUGGAGGCCAGAAGGAAAGGGCAGGGUGGGGAGGCCUGAGGCCAACCCGGCCAGCCCUGGCUCUCGUAUUACCAAAGCAGGCUCUGUGUUUGCUGCCUUAACCCCAAGUGUCUCCUCCGUUCUCCGUGGCCUCAUCUCAGACAAGGCCCCACCUGCUUUCUCAGCCUCUACCUUUCCCGUGGGCUUUUGCCUAGGUCAGUCUUGCUGGGUUUAUGCUUUUCUUUUGUGUUUUCUCUGGCCCUGAGAACAGCAUGGGCUGAUGAACCUUUGGGCUCUGUCCCUCCUUUCAUUGCUGUCACCACCACCCCGCCUCCCUGCUCCUCCUGCCCCUGGCUCUUGUUAUUACUAGGGGUGUGGCAUUGGGAGCUGCUUCCAAGGAAGUGGGGAGCAAAUCCCCCUUAUCCCACUUUUUGGGAAAGGCCUCCCAAAACAAAAAGAACCUGGACCACUUUUAUCUGUUCUCCUGUGGCCUAGGCCAGAGCCUAGGGCGGGCAGGCAUGGCACAGGUGGGACCUGCCCCCAGCCUGCUGCCAUGCUCUGUGCCCUUGCCUCUCUGGACCCUCUGCACCAGCCCUAGGCUACUGAGCCACAGGCCCUUCUCACGCCCUCCCUAGAGCUUUGGUGCAUCUCAUCCCAACACCUUAUCCUCUGUCUCCAGGGAGAUGGGAGGUGGAGCCUCCUGGCUGAGAAAUUGUUUUGCUAAAGGAUCUAUUUUUAUAUGAAUUUUUUUUUUUUUUUAAGAAAAAUAACUCUUCCUUCCUCCUUUCCCCUCCAUAAUAUAAGAGGCUUUGAUGGCAGGUUCCAGAGUCCCUGGGAUCUCUCCCCACAAGCCUCAAUUCUGAACAAGCCCCUGGACCUCCACCCUCAGCCCUCAAGCCUCUGGGCCCUUGAGGCCAGUGCAGACUCUCUCUCCCAGCAUCUGACUCUGGGGCAAGGGGAAGCUCUCCUCUUGUUGAGCUGGACCAGGCCUAAGAGUAGUGGGAGCUCUGAAACGACAGAGUUUUUAUAAAUUUAAUAUAUUUAUCAAGCCAAAUGUGCAAAUGCUAACUGGCCACUCUGGAGCAGUGCGCACAGGCUGUGCCCCACCCUGCUCUCUUCUCUGCGGUGGGCAGGCCAGACUCUUUGGCGGUCCCAGCCACAGGAAGCUCAGAUUCUCCGGUCAAGGUGACGCUUUGCCCUCCUGUGCUCCCUUCAGCUUCCCACCCCUGGGAGAGAGAAUGGCACUGGUAGGACCUGGCGCAAAAGUAUAGUUAUUAGAGCAAGGGGGAGCUUAGGAGACCUAAGGGCGCCUGCAGGGAGGCCUUGAGGCCCGGAAGGAGGGUUCUGGUUGUUGGAGCCUGUGUGUGGAGGGGCAGCAGCAGCUCCUUUGCACUGUUUCUGGGAGGACCGCGGUGCAGGGGCCUGCUGCUUCCCUAGGUCCCUCCUCCCUGCUGACAUCUGGGGCUUUGACCCUUUCUUUUUUAAUCUACUUUUGCUAAGAUGCAUUUAAUAAUAAUAAAAAAGGGACAAAAUGCAAACCUGUUCCCCUCACCUCUUGGGCUUCUGGGAUGUCAUCACCUCCAGUUUGUUGGGUUUGUUUCCAACUGUUAAUAAAGCAUUGAAACAGUA
Messenger RNA from Aethalodelphis obliquidens (Pacific white-sided dolphin), 5685 nucleotides. It is a transcript of the gene DIAPH1, whose product is annotated as diaphanous related formin 1. Gene Ontology annotation, molecular function: actin binding; small GTPase binding. The record is from RefSeq and is a predicted model, not a curated record. The coding region runs from base 73 to 3903 and encodes 1276 amino acids. Gene Ontology annotation, biological process: actin filament polymerization; actin cytoskeleton organization. The transcript has 28 exons. Gene Ontology annotation, cellular component: actin filament. Lineage: Eukaryota; Metazoa; Chordata; Mammalia; Artiodactyla; Delphinidae.